Molecule: messenger RNA, 3615 nt
Organism: Nezara viridula (southern green stink bug)
Lineage: Eukaryota; Metazoa; Arthropoda; Insecta; Hemiptera; Pentatomidae
Source: the annotation of a GenBank genome assembly
GAGUUAUAAUUAAAAGGAAUUUAAUUUAAUAAGAAGGUUUGAAUUUUUAAACAUGUAUUUAUGAAGCGGGAGAGAAAGUGGCGCUUAAAGCGGCCGGUAUGAGAACUAUGCCACCUCCACGCCCUUCUCAGUUGGCUCCACUAAGCCUUUGGUGUAGUCUAGUUGUAGUUGGUCGGAGGGUUCAGUGCUCUUGUGCGCGGUCCAAAGUGGGGAUUAAACACACAGGCAGAUCAGGUGGCUGACUUUUUCGUCCCACCAGUAGAAGGCGUGGAGUGACAAGACUUCCCAGAGGUGAGUCACAUUUGCCAUGACACUUCAGGCUACAGAAGAUCCAAAACCUGAGGAGAUGACAGAGUCUGAGCAGGCACCAGCCACUAACGGCCUCCCCGAGGAGGUUGAGGAAGAUGAAAAGACCAAAAUGAGACCUCCAGAUAUCGAUGCUGACAUGAGGGAGAUGGAACGAAGGAAACGAGUAGAGAUGAUAAUGAGCUCGAGGCUGUUCCGCGAGGAGCUCGAGAGGAUUAUCGAGUCACAAAUGAAGGAGGGAGGUGGACCCGCGGGCCUCCUUCAGCAAAUUCAGGACAUGGUCGGCGGCGCUUCGAGGCUUCAAGCCAAUAUUUUUAGAGGUUCUAAUUGCGUCCUUCCAAUUAAUGAUAUUAGAGGUAUUGAAGCAAUGGGUUACGCAAAAGGCGAAAAGGUUCUUCGGUGUAAGUUAGCUUCAGUCUUCAGGCUCAUGGACCUCUACGGUUGGUCCAAUGGUAUCCACAACCUAAUAACUGGACGACUGGCACAAGAUAAUGAAGAAUUUAUUGUAAACCCGCACGGAUUGAUGUACCACGAAGUAACUGCCUCAUCUUUAGUGAAAGUCGACAUGCAAGGGAACGUCGUUGAACAGGGCACAACCAACUUCUCUGUCAAUGCCGUUGCGUUCCAGCUGCAUGCAGCCCUUCACGCAGCCAGGCCAGACAUCAAGUGUGUAAUUCACGUCCGCAAUCCUCCAGUACUUGCGAUCUCAUCUUUGAAAUGUGGAAUUCUUCCAAUAAGUGCAGAGAGCGCAGUUAUAGGUGAAGUCAGCCAGCACCAGUAUCUUGGAAGUGCUGCUGAGCCUGAAGAGAGGGAAAAGAUUGCUAGAAGUCUUGGACCGAUUAACAAAGUUCUUUUACUCACCAACCAUGGUGCCCUUUGCUGUGGUGAAACAAUAGAAGAAGCAUUUUUCCACGUGUACAAUACUGUUCUCGCCUGCGAAACUCAGGUGAAAUUAAUGCCACUUGGUGUGGAUAAUUUAAUUACCCUUUCUGACGAGGGAAGAAAAUCUAUCCAUGAUUCGGCCCGAAAGGCGCCGCCAAAUGACAAGAAGUGGAGAGUCGGUGGGUUAGAAUUCGAAGCUCUCAUGAGAAUGCUUGAUAAUGCAGGCUUCAGGACUGGAUAUAUCUAUCGAAGCCCAUUAGUGAAGAAUGAGCUGCCCAAGCCUAGGAACGAUGUGGAAGUACCGCCUGCGGUUUCGUCCCUCGGUUACCUUCUUGAAGAGGAAGAAAUGUACAAGCAAGGGAAUUGGAAAAAGGGAGGAGUCAACCGAAGUGACCGCAACCGGUGGCUGAACUCUCCAAAUGUUUAUCAAAAGGUCGAGAUACUCGAGACGGGAACUCCAGAUCCCAAAAAGAUAACAAAGUGGGUGGACGCUAAUAGCGCUGAUGAGUGGGUCACAGACGGUUCUCCAGGACACACCAGUACGCCCGUCAAGAUAGACUCGGCGCUUCAGUUCGUACCCAAGAACACCAAUCCCAAGGAAUUCAAAAAGCUGCAACAACAGAUCAAAGAAAACAGGAGAGCUGACAAGAUCACGUCUGGUCCACAAUCCCAUAUCCUUGAGGGAGUAACUUGGGAAGAGGCCAAAAAACUACAGGAUGCCAAUAUUUCAAUGACAGGGGACCAAGUAAUUCUUGUCGGAGCUGCCUCCAAGGGUAUAAUCCAACGUGGCUUCCAGCACAACGCUACGGUAUACAAGAGCCCUUAUGCCAAGAACCCGUUCGACUCUGUCUCAGAGCAAGAACUGGAAGAGUACAAAAAUGUCGUUACCCGAAAACAAAAGGGAGAUUAUUAUGAAGAUACAGAGCAAAGUGAGAGCGAAGCACUCUCUUCAUCUGCUGCUCUAUCUUCCGCCGCACUCAUCAAAUCUGAGCAAGAAGAACCAUCAGAACCGAGAGUGUUGCGAAUUGAAACGAAAACAGCUCCUGCACCAAGCCAGGCAGAAGUUGUUUUGAGCGAUGAUGAUUUUCCUGACCCGCAUGUUGAACGUUCCAAAUCACAUAGGUAUCCACCAGUACAAGUUCCAGAUGUUAAAAGAAGUUCUUCCGCAGAUCGUGCUAUUGUUAAAGGUGAGAACACGUACAACGGGGACCACUCAGAUGCCCACCAAAGCACUUUCUCCCACAGCAGCAAGGAGGGUUCUCCUACAAAGGAUCUCUCAACGGAAGACUCUCCGAAGAAGGACAAGAAAAAGAAAAAGGGAUUGAGGACUCCUUCAUUCCUGAAAAAGAAGAGCAAAAAGAAGGCCGUGGAGUCAUGAAUGAGCGCUGAAUGAAGUGAAUGAACUUACUCUCUACUACCACUGCCCCCCUGCUCCAUCCUAAGUUUAGGUGCUUCGCGCACGUGCGCUCUUUACGCGUUCAUCCUUCGCUCAUCUCUGCUCCGUUGUUUCUUUCAGAACCAUUUUAUCAAUUAUUUACAUUUUUUAUGUGCUUAUCAAUGUACAGGCAAUAUAUGAAUUUAAAGAAAAAUAAAAAUUUAAAAAAAAAGAAAAGAAAAAGAGAUAUAAUAUAUAAAUAUAUUAUUAUAUAUAUAAAUAAUUAUUUAACUUUAUGUGAAAGAGAAAAAAAAAAAAGGAAAAGAAUAAGAUGAAAUCCCAUUGCCUCGGAGGCAGUUCGUACUUGUAUUAAUAAUUAUUAUUAUUGUUUGUAGAUCGAUUAUAGAUUUUUCAUUGCUCCCGUGUAUUGAAAACGCUUUUCUAAUGUUUUUAUUCAAGUGGUUUUUUUGAAUAAAAUUUUAUUGUAAAACCAGGAUCGAUGCAAACGAAAAAAAAAAAUUUAUAAAAAGAAGAACAAUAAAACUAGUUUCGUUAAUUGACAUCAGAUGAUAUGGUUAGCAUCUAAGCCGAAAAUUUUUCUUAUUGCCAUCUUUUAUAGAUAAAUUAAAUUAAAUUAAAAAUCUAGGCACAAGGAAUUUGUUUAGACAGUAGGCAGCUUAGGAGAGAAGCGCUAAGUCGGCAAAAAGUUUCAUUUAAAUGAUGUUAUAGAUCUUGAGUACGUUUUUAUUAUAAAUGAAAGUCUCAAGAACAUUACCACUAAAUGUUUUAUGUAAAAAAGAAUUAUCGAUGUUAAAAUUUUUUUUAAAUAAUAAUCAAAUCAAAUUUAAUGUUCACAUAAAUAAAAAUGUGUGAGCUAUAUGUUUUAUCACAUUCGUUCUGGAAGUUUUAUUUUGCUUUCUGUUUAAUGCUGCGUUUGAAUAUGAAAUGACACCACAAUUUUGUGUAUUUAUUUUAUAAAUCCACUUUUUAUUGUACUAUUACACAAACUGUUAAAUACAUUUAUUUUGAUUGCUAAGGUUUGUUAUUAUUUU